This is a messenger RNA of Caenorhabditis remanei, 1017 nucleotides long. RefSeq lists its product as uncharacterized. The record is from RefSeq and is a predicted model, not a curated record. The transcript is spliced from 8 exons. The coding region runs from base 1 to 1017 and encodes 338 amino acids. NCBI's taxonomy places the organism in Eukaryota, Metazoa, Nematoda, Chromadorea, Rhabditida, Rhabditidae.
AUGAAUGCCAACUGCUCCGUGCUCCUCGCCUAUUCAUCUUCCAUCCCAUUGAAACUGUCAAUGUCCUAUAGCCUCUUGCUCUCAUGCAUCGGGUUCCCAAUAUUUGCAUGGGCCUCCGUGAAACUGUGGACCGGUGUCUACACGAAAAGUUUCCAUCGCAACUUCCGACUGAUCGUUCAAAUGCACCUAUUCGGGUUCAUGUUGCAUUGCAGUGGACGGAUUGUGCUUCACACGUUGGAUCUGUUCAAUUACACCUUCUUGCAGCCAUGUGAUAUGAUUCCCAAUAUUUAUCGAUGCUUCAUCUUCCGUCUCAUGUACAACUUGGGUUUUUGGAUCACCCACUGCACAGCAAUUCCUCUUAUCAUCGAACGGUAUAUCGCGACCCGUCUGAUGGGAAAAUACGAGAACAAGCUCGUCUGGCUUGGCAUCCUUCUUGCCUGUAUGCAGCCUUGCCUCGCCGCGAUUCCCCUCUACUUCGCCUACAUGAACCUCCGUUUUGAUGGAGUCUUUAUGCCCUACUGCUCCGUUUACAAACCCGGAUCCCCAACGAUUGCUAAUAUCAACUCAGGAGUGGCGAUUUGUGCUCAAGUUGUGGCUCGUAUCCUGUUUGGAUUCCUGUUUAAUGUUAAUAAAAACCGCCGCGUCCGAAUGCAAACCUCUCCGUUGUCCACAAGAUUCCAGCUGGAGGAAAAUAAGAUGACUAUGCAAUGUCUCUCCAUCUACGCCAACUUCAGCUCCGUUUUCCUGUUCAUCCAAAUUUUCUCCUUUAUCUACUUGCUCAGUGUCUCCCCAGAAAUGCCAAAAGAGCAUUAUUUGGCUUGGAUGGAAUUCAAUGCUCAAUUCCCAUUAUACGGUAUCGUUUCAGUGGUUUUGGUAGCUCGUAAGAUCAGUUCGCUCCGCAGCAGUAUCAACACGAAUCUCAACCAACAAGUCCACCUGAAUGAAACCAAGACGUAUUUCGACAUCUUCAACAAACAAAUCGGAAAUAUUGGAAAGACACAAAAGAAGAAAAAGUGA